CGGUCGGUGCUGCUUCUCUUUGGCUUUUUUUUGCAGCCACCCGUGGUUCAGUGUACUUUCGCUGUUUGCGCAGUGCAGAGCUUUGUUAGUGGAGAUGUCGUCGGUGAACGUUGAUCUGGAGCGAGAGCGGCUGGGGGCCAGCAUUGAGAGCGAGGACUUUGCCCGAUGGUGGGCGGGCGGCAGCGAUAGGCUGGAGGAGCGGCGCAAGCUGGAGCGCUUUGUGUUUGAGGACACCGAGCUGGAGGAGGCAGUGCAUCCCAGCUGCUUGUCGUACAAGGAGCGCUACGAGCAGACCAUUGCCAGAUCCACCAAGUUCCUGGCCAAGCUGCGGCAGUGGCACAGCACCAGCCAGCCGCAGUUCAGCCUCAGCGUCGACUCGCUGCGUGAAUUUCGCGUGCUGCUCUCCGGCCAGCUGGGCACCGCCCUCUUCCAGCAGAGCUUCCCCCUGCGGCUGCACUUCUCCAUGUUCCUCACGACGCUGCUCAGCCAGGGCACCGAGGAGCAGCUGCACAAGUGGCUGAGCCGCGCCUGGCACAUGGACGGCAUCGUCGGCACCUAUGCCCAGACGGAGCUCGGCCACGGCACCUACAUACGCGGCCUGGAGACGCGCGCCGACUACGAUGCGGCGAGCGAGGAGUUCGUGCUCAACACCCCCAGCUUGAGUGCCUACAAGUGGUGGCCCGGCGGCCUGGGCAACACCGCCAACAUGACCAUCGUGCUGGCCCAGCUGUACGUAAAGGGUCGACACCACGGCCUGCAGCCGUUCCUGGUCCGCAUCCGCGACGAGGAGACACACCAGCCGCUGCCCGGCGUGGAUGUGGGCGACAUUGGGCCGAAGCUGGGCGGCAACGGUGUGAACAACGGCUUUCUGGGACUGCGCAAUGUCCGGAUACCGCGCGACCAGAUGCUCAUGAAGAAUGCCCAGGUGCUGUCCGACGGCACCUUCGUGCAGGGCCGGCCGCCGCUGCUGCUCUACGGCACCAUGGUGUACGUGAGGGUCAUCACCCUCAGGGAUGUGCUGCACGGCCUCCUCCAGGCGGCCACCAUAGCCACCAGAUACUCUGUCGUUCGGCGCCAGAGCCCCAUUGAUGAAAAUCAGGCGGAGGUCCAGAUUCUCGACCACCUAACGCAGCAGGCGAAGGUCCUGCCGCAGAUUGCGCGCGGAGUCUGCUACCGCCUGGCCGCCGACUGGCUCUGGAAUUUUUACGCUCGCGUCAUGGAGCAGCUGGAGGGGGGAUCCGGGCAGCAGGCCCUGCCCGAGCUACACGCCCUCAGCUGCUGCCUGAAGGCGGUGGGCACCGACGAGGCCAGCGAGGGCAUUGAUCGGCUGCGUAAGGCCUGCGGCGGUCACGGCUUCCUGUCAUCGGCGAACUUCGACAGCAUCUACGGCAUGGCCACAGCCGCCUACACGUACGAGGGCGAGUACACCGUCCUCCUGCUGCAGACGGCCCGCUUCCUGGUGCGCCAGUACUCGGACAGUCUGAAGCGGCGAGUGCUGCCCGCCAGUGUGACCUAUCUGCGGAACACGGCUCGGCUUAGCUGGGGCAAGCACUUGGCCGAGAAUGCCGCGCGCGCCCUCGAGAUCUCCGCCCUGGAGCAGACCCGCCAGGCCUGGCAGAGUCUGAGCAUGCAUCGCCAGAGGAAGCUGAGCGAGCAGCAGGCCAGCAACCUGACUGGCAGGCAGCUCACAGCGGCCGCCGUCGCCCAUGCCCAUGCCUUCCUCACCCGGAACUCGCUGCAGGAGCUGGAUCGUCUCAGGCGGGGCCCGCUGAGUCCACAAGUCUCCGCAGUGCUGGGCCAGCUGGUGGAGCUGUUCGUGCUGGACACCUUCCUGCGGCAGGCCGGCUCCGUGCUGCGCUGGAACAGCAUCACCGGCACGCAGCUGCUGUUGGUUGAGCGCAGAUUCGAGCAACUCCUUGCAGAGCUGCGUCCCAAUGCGGUGGCCCUGGUGGAUGGCUUCGAUUUCCAUGAUCGCACGCUCGGCUCCACUCUGGGCAGCUACGAUGGACGCGUGUACGAGCGCCUGAUGGCGGAGGCACGCCGCAAUCCGCUCAACCAGGAGCCAGUCAAUGCCACCUUCCGCAGCCACCUGCAGCCGAUGAUGCGGGGCAAGCUGUAAUGGCAUAUAGGCCCAUAGGCAUAUACAUACAUAUAAGAUUUUCGCAUGUACUUUCCUUACUCUCAUAUACAUACGCAUACACGUUCUUUCCUGUGAA
This is a messenger RNA of Drosophila obscura, 2216 nucleotides long. Its product is annotated as probable peroxisomal acyl-coenzyme A oxidase 1. Lineage: Eukaryota; Metazoa; Arthropoda; Insecta; Diptera; Drosophilidae. Gene Ontology annotation, cellular component: peroxisome. The transcript has 2 exons. The record is from RefSeq and is a predicted model, not a curated record. The coding region runs from base 95 to 2119 and encodes 674 amino acids. Gene Ontology annotation, biological process: lipid homeostasis; fatty acid beta-oxidation using acyl-CoA oxidase. Gene Ontology annotation, molecular function: acyl-CoA oxidase activity; fatty acid binding; FAD binding.